UUACGAAAACACAAGCGCAUAAAUGUCUCCCCGCGAUAUUUUCGUGAGAAAUGACUUCUACAAAUGAAGGAAAAGACGUGAAAAGUAAUUUAACAAGUGGCCCAAAAGGCAAAUCAUAUUAUAUUGAACUUUACAAGUCCCUAGAUGCAUCGCUGAACGCAGCGGGCUCGCUCAGCGAGCGGACAGCGCCGCUGUGCUCGGCGUGGCGCCGCGUGCACACCCUCUGCCUGCAUUCCGCGCCGUCCACGCACCCACACCUGCUUGCUUGGAUACAACGGCACACUGCACGGACUAUCCUGCAGACGGAAUGGCAGUCACCAAAUAGCAAAGAUGAGCAUGCGAAGCUCACCGAAGCGAUCGACGCGUUCAUCUCGGAGGGCCAGGCGGCCAUCGCCAGCAGAGAUGGCGCCAGUCCACCGUGGGAGGGCCAGCUGCUGCAGCGGGCGGAGUGGUUCAAGUCCACGCUGUCAAAUCCGUGGGGACACCCUGUGCUCAGGGUGUUGCUCGACCCGAGGGGUCAGCGCCCUACUACUGAAGAGAUACUAGAAUGGUUGAAGGAAGAGCGUGGCGUGGUGUUCUGCGCGCGGCUACGUCAGCUGGCGUUGUCCAAGUGCGACGACCUGGCGCUGACGCUGCUCACGGCCGUCAUGGACCGCGUGCGCGCCGCGCGACCACACGUGCCCGACCACAACAUACAAGAGAAUGAAGAAGCGCCAGCGGAGCCGUCAGAACCGACAUUCGAGAACAUUCUCAACGCCGAGGGCGGGUUCUUGGAUGUGUGGGACACGCUGACCGACAUGGAGCUUGUCCUUCUGCACAAGAGCGACCGCAACACGCGCCUCAUUGACUUGACUAAACUAAUGCCACUCGCAAGCGGCUAUCAGCUCGUGGAGAGGCUGAUGAGCCGCCUCGAGUCGGCCCCAAGAGAGAAAAGACUAUGGAAAAACGCCAAAGACGUCGCAAUGCUUGCUACACAGGUGAUGAUCACCCGCUGCAUGGUGGUGCCGUCGUGCAGCGGCACGGCCCGCACGGUGCUGUACUGGUGCGCGCGCGCGCUGGUGCGCGGCGUGCCGCAGCCGCGCCUGCCCAAGGACACCGUGGCGCUGGCCGCGCCCGCCUCCACCGCCCGGCACCUGCACACCUUCGCCACCGCCGUGCACGCCCAGCAGAGCUCCAUAUCGAACGAGCUGAAGCCGUUCGUGGUGGAACUGUACGUUCGUGCAAUCACGUUUGGCAUGAAUGAACUGGAGAAACUCAAACUUAUGCCGGAAUAUGGGGAGAAAGAAGCCCGCUCGACGGAACAGACGCUGGCGUCGUGGUUCAUACAGUUGGGGCAGCUGCUGUCGUCCAGCGCUCGUAUGAAGUGCGAGUGCACGCUCACAGCCUUCUCCGUGCACCCCUCGCCCCCGAUGUAUGACCGCAUCAAGCAUGCGCCACCUCUGCCACCGGUCGCUCUGGACACUCAAGACGUAAAGAAAGAUGAAUCGGAACCCACAUCACAAUUCGGGAGCUGGGCGAACGACAGCCGUUCCCAGACCAACUUCGUGAAGACUUCAGAGACGCUGAACAUGAAACAGACGCAGCACAAGACUAAUGUGUUGUCGACGGCCAUAUUGAACGAGGGGGAGGCGUUAGGGCUCGCAGCGGAGCUGUGCCAGGACAUCAUCGUGCUGCUGUCCGGGCCACGGGUCAAGACGCUCUCCUGGGACAUGGACAGGGAGCUGUUGCUCGAGAACUGCCGCUCAUACAUGAAGCGCACCCACGGAGGCACGCGCGCGCUCACCACCGAGCUCAAGUACCUCAACCUCGACCUCAGCCACUUCCAGCACCUGCCCGAGGAGGAAGACGGCGAGGACGAUAUCUACUACGGGAUUGAAAAAGGUUAUGAGCAUCUAGUCGAACUACAAGAGCCACAACCCGAAGAGAUUUGGGAGGACGCGUUGUUCGACGAGGAACGUACUGAGAGCGCUGCCUCUAGCUCUGUAGAAGACGAUAUGCCCAUUCGAAAGAAGAAAAACAAACACGCCAUCAUUGCCGACCCCGAAUCCGAUCCUCUCAGUUUAGUCGCUGAAAUCAAACGUGCCGAGAAAAAAGAACGGCCUCACAGCAAAGAGAGAAGUAAGGAACCCAAGAAGAAACAAAAAGAAAAACAUAGCAACAAAGAGCAUGAUAGGCGGAAAAACGAGCCAAAGGAAAAGAAAAAAGAGAAGAAAGAACGUAAGAAGAAAGAGAAAAAACAGGACAGGCAAACUGAAGGGCCUAUGUCGAGCCUAAUUGGGCUUAGAGUGGUUAAACCAGAAACAGUGACUCAAAUCCAAACCACACAUAAUAUUUGCGUAACAGACAGCGCUUAUGAGAGUCAAGGGAAAUCUCUGCAUUCUGACAGUAAUGAUCCUAACGUUUUAUACGACGGACAGUUCUCCAUGGACGAACUGAAGUCUCCAGAAAUGCGAUCCCCAGAAAUGCGAUCCCCAGAAUAUAUUAACAAGAAUCUGUACAAAAACAAGGUACUAAACGUCGCUGAUGGUCAUGUGUCUAUGAACAAGCCACAACAACAUAUUCAGAAUGCUUCGAUGGCAAAUAGUUACGUACAACCAAGACCACUGGUAUACGCAAUAAAUCCUAAUGCCAAUGUAAGCGCCUCACAGGAUUGGAAUAAAAACAUACAAAAUGUGAGAGAAGAGGUGAAAAGGAGCAUUUCGAAGCUUAUACAGUUUAGACGACAGAAGGUUACAGAAGCAGCAAACGCGGCUCGCUCUCCAAAUUCGAAUCAUGUGUUAAAUCAAGGACAGAGUGUCCCGAAUCCCAAACAGAGUGUAGCAAAUCAAAAUCAGAGUGUAGUGAAACAGAAUCAAAGUGUAGUGAAUCAAAAUCCGAGUGUAUUAAACCAAAGCCAGAUUGGAGUGAGUCAAAGUAAGAAUCUUGUUAAUGAAAGCCAGAAUGUGUUACAUCAAUAUAAGAAUGUAGAUGUGCAUCCUACGAUGCAAGCAUCGCAACAACCACAGGUGAACAUGGCCGGUUUCAUCGGGUCUAAAGUCGUGAAUCACCCACCGGUUGGACUCCACAUACACAAAUCUGGACAAGCACCAGAUACCAAGAAUGUGUUAUCGAGUCUCUCCGCUAGGCCACCUGUUUUAAACCAAAACAAUUCAAGCAAUGGCCUGAUUUCAUCCAAAGAUACAUGCUCUAAAGUGCAGCCGGUUAACCCUGCGCAUUCCAGAAAGACUUAUCCUAAAUUGACACCACAACAAAAACUUCUAAAUGCAAUGAAUGAUACUGCUGAUCAGUCAGAUCAAAAUAAUGCGCAGAUGGCCCAAAAAUCGCCAAACGCUUCUAGCAUUUCGCAUUUAAAUAGUUACCAGGAGUUUCUCAAAGAGUUGCAAAUGUCAACUAACGCAGGUCUUUAUGACCAGUCUAGUGAGACUGCCAAACAUGUGAAGAGAAAAGAGGUCAAACCAGUCAGUAGGGUGGUACCCGUUGUACCGAAUGUGGUGAAAAGCGAAUCCAAACCCUCUCCCCAAUGUGCCAAACCUGUUGUACAACAGAAGAAAGUGGAAAACGCGCCAAAUACCUUCUCGCGUCUUAGUUAUAUGCAUAAGAACAAACAUAAUGAGAAGUCUAAGCACUGCGAACAUAAGACAAUAGAGGUGAAUCCGUUGCAUAAUAGUAUAUCUGCGGAUUUGGAACGCCGUAUAGCAGAUCUUAGACGCACGAAAGCGACAUAUCUUCAAACCAAGAACCACUAUGUUGCAACACGAAUUGUCAACCAUACUACAGUCCCGUCCGCGAGACCUAAAGAGUCAUGGCAGGUAGAUAAUCCCACAGCUAACGAACCAAACUCAACAGCCGUGAAUUUGAAAACACAACAUCCUGUUCUUUCUAAGAUACUAAAAGGUAAUACGGGAGUAACCGUUACCAAGAUGUGCAGUCCCAACAGUGAACCGAGUAUGCAAGGUGAAAAAUCACCGACGCCGAAACCUAAAUACGCCACAUUGUCAGAAAAGGAUCAGGAUGAUAUAUUAAAUUUGCUAUCGCAGAAGAACGUCUUGAACAGGCCGCAACAGCUGAAAGUGCCCAAUACCUCUGUAACAAAAAACACUAGUCAAACGUUUACAAAUCCAACUGUUAAUAAAAAAAUUAACAAACCAUCUACAGCUCCAUCGACACAGAAUAAAUGCUCUGUUGGACAGGCAACAUCUUUAAAUGCACAGGAGAAGAUAUUAGAUACCAAAACCGAUACUCAUAUGCAAAUUGAUGGAAGUACAUUCUUCCCUGUGAUUUCAAACUCUACCAUACAAAAGACAACUGAAUUAAUACAAACAAAGAAAGCUCAUGGAAAGUCGCACGACAAAGGCAAGGAAAAGACAUCAAGUUGUAUUGUGAAGAAAAUUACCACUGAAACCGAUACGGCCCAAAAGACUGUGAUAGAAGAGAAUAAACCGACUAAAAUGUAUGUCCCAAAACCGCCUGUUGUGAUACCUAAACAAACAGAAGAAAUGAAAGAGCAAGAUUGGACAAUAGUUUUGGACGCUCUGCGGGCUCAAAAGACUCCGACGCGAGGUCCAAAUGCUCUUGACAUGGUUCUGAAUAGAGGUUCAUUUGGCCAACCAUGCCAGAAAGCUCAAGAUGUAAAGUCAAACUGUGUUUCUGAUGAAAAAGCGAAGAAAUCUGCAGCAAAUGCUAUGAUACAGGCUGCUACGUCAAAACCGUCGAUUAGUGCGACUCCCAAGUUGAUUUCAACCCAAGUUCUUAAUAAGAAAGUGGAUCUACCUAAGAAACCAAGUGCAGUUCCAGCCAAAACGCCCUCCCUACCUAACCGUCUUAUGUUAUACCCGGAAGUCACGAAACAACCAUACCCAUGUAAACAACAGAAACAAGACGACCCAUUCAUAUCUGGUAUACACAAUUCUGAUUACGAGAUUUUAGAAGAACUAAUGGAUGAUGAUUUACGCCAAGAAAUUGGAGAACUGUCUUCUGAUGAAGAAAGUUAUUGUUCGGUACCAAUAGCCGCUCCAAAAGCCAAGGUGAAUCCAAAUACUAAAAUAAAUUCUACUGAAACGAAUAAGACAGUUCAGGCUAAACCAAAGCCAGAAAUUAACAAAGUAUGUGAUUUUGAAUUGCGGGCAAAGGCUACUGAAAUGAGUACACCACCGGCUACUACUUUCAAGAAACCAGAUUCAAAGCUUCGUAUAAUUUCUAACGAAAAGGUUGAUCUAGGUAAACUACCAGAGACGCUUUUGGCUUCUAACGUAAUUCGGCAUCUGCCGAAAGCAAUGACUCCUAAAGUACAAGAUGAGGCACUCAAUCACAAUCUUGUGGCACCCAGUACUCACGUGGCAGUGAGCGCUCCUGCACCACAAACUAACCUGAAUUCAAAUGUAUUUUACGCAGCUCCAACUCUAGUUCAAAAUGUUGUCGUAUAUAAUCCAUACUUUGACAUGAGCAAAAUGAAUCCGACUUUCACCGUGGUGAAUGAAACUGCUAGCAUUGGUUUGUACCAACCGGAGUUUACAGCUACUAUGCCGGGACAAGUUCUGGUGACCACUGUAACGGUACCCACUGUAAACGUUACCCCUGCAUCCAAUGUCCCUAUCAACAUCACAGGCUGUAAUCAAACCGCAGUUCCUAAUGUACCUAUGCAGACAUUGAAUGCAGUUCCAAUCACUAAUACAUCUACGGCAAUUACUAACCAAACACCUGCCUUAAACGUCACUUUACCAGUUCCGACUAAAGAGAUUAUCAAUAAUACUAAUGAAGAGAAACCGAAAGCAAUCCCAAUCCCUACUACAUCUACGGGAAUUACUAACCAAACACCUGUGUCAAAUGUCACUUUACCAGUUCCGACUAAAGAGAUUAUUAAUAAGACUAAUGAAGAGAAACCGAAAGGUAAAUCACACAAACCAGGCAAUCAGUUUACUCCUUUGAAGCAUUUCGACAAAUCAGAUUUGAACAUUAACAAGCCUAACGAAAGAAAAGUCUUGUCAGAAGUUCAAGAAAAACUCAAAAUGGCUGCACCCGAAAAGACACAAUCACUGAAGUCUAAAAACCAGAAAUCACUUGAAUGCGAGAAGAAAAAUGAAGUGUCUAAGGAUCAAGAAAGAUUGGCUAAAAAGCGCUUAGCUUUAAUGAACAGGGAAAUUCAUCGUCGAAGUUUCUUACCGGCAAUCCCACUUCAAUAUAUUCCGUUGAGUGUUUUUAAAAAUGCUGAAGAAAAGUCCACUGUUGUUCUGGGCAGUAUAAUGAAUGAUAAUGAUAAGAAGGAUAGUGACAAGACUUCUAAGGAUGUCCAAAAGUCCGACACCAAACCCAGCGAAAAUACUAAAGAAAACAAAGACGCACUGGUUUGUAGUGUUCUACAUUUGAAGUCGCAACUAAAAGACGACGAGAUAUCCAACAAAGGUCAUCUUAAGCGGCGAAUGAGCAAAGUCAGACUAAAGCACACGAUAGUUAAUAAGAUCGCUGAAAAUGAAGCGAAUAAUAUUGAAUCACCACAACUAGAACAAAGUUCUUUGCCUAAUUUAAAAACUGAAAAAUCCAAUGACAAAAAUGUUACAUUGGAAGCCUCUGAUGAUAAAACGAACAAAGAAGACAAUUCAAAUGUUACUAAAAUCGAAACGCCUAUUCCGACACGCGUGUCAAAGAGGAUACUUAACAAGAAGAUAAAGAAAAACAAAGAGAAAUCCGAAAAGGCCAAAUCAUUACAGGAAGUAUCGAUAAAACAACAAACAGAAGUGAAUGAAGAAAGUAAAACUGAUGAAAAUUUAACAACUACAUUGACUGACAAAUCAGUUGACGACCAUGUGAAGCAUUUGGAUGUAGAAGACGCAAUCUUGGGAAUUAAAAUACCUAAUACUAAAGUUAAUAAAGCAACUAACACAAAUUCAAAGAAACCGCGGCAGAUGAAGUCAUUUGAAAAAUUAUCAUUUGAAGCGAAUCCCGAAACCAAGGUGUUUGAUUCUGAAAAGGAGGAAUCAAAUAGUGAAACUAUAGAGAUUCUAUCUUCACCAGAAGUUAUCCAGUUAAAUUCUGAGCCAUUGUCUAAGUUUAAUAUCACAAAGCCAGGUAGCAAACUUGAGAUCGAACUCACGAAGCCAAAAAACGUGUUAGUAAGCGUUCUUCACGACACCGUAGUUAAAGAAUCGGCUGUGAAGAAAAAUGAAUCUCUUUCUAAGGAUGUGCCGUCUCGGAUUAUCUCCGAGACAAAGGAUGAUAGAAAGGGACUGAAGAACGCUUCUGUUGUAAAGACAGACUCAAUGCAAGAAAAGGUAACUGUAAAGCAACAUGAAAUGCAGAGUAAACUUUUUGAACUAGUCGAUGAUAUUGAGUCAGCUAUAAAUGCUAUUACUGAAUCUACUAUAAGUUCGCCACUUACUUCUAACGAGAAUGACCUUAACGAGGAUAUAAACACCUCUACAAAACUUCACGAUAAGGAAUUAACACCAGAAGGACUGUCAAGCCCUGUCGACGUUCCAUCAGUUGACGAACAAUACCAUAAUAUUGAUGUAAUUUCCAGUAGGAAUACAAAAUCGUUGAUUUUUGAAACUACGAAAUGCACAAAAAAAAUUGAAAAGGAAAAUUCGAUUGAUCACUGUGUAAUAACAUCUGCACCCAACUGUAAUAAGCAUAUCAUAAAUGAUACCAUCGACAAAUCUGGAUCGAAAAAAUGUUCUAGCAACAAAUUGGUUACUGCUGAAUUAAGUACUGCCCAGAAAAAUAUUAACAAGACCACUGAAAAAGUCGUUGCUGAUCCUGAAAUACCACAAGCUUAUAAAGACAGCAUACAUAUGGAAGAAACAUUUAUGCCUGGUAAUACAAACCCAAACACAAGGUAUUUUCGGAUAAAAUUACCCAACAAAAAAACAUUUAAGGCCACAGUAUAUGGAAAAGUACAUAUAAGUAUAGAUACUUUAUUUGAAGACCCGGCUCUGAAACAAAUACUUUUAAGCGGUAUGAAUGACAAAAAACGAUACACCGUAAGUAUACAACAAAAGUCAAACGUUGAUAAUAUUCAACUAGUGGAUACUCGUAUUCAUUGUACAAAUAUAAAAGAUAAACCUGCAAAAGAAGUCGAAACUGUUAACCUGAUCAGUGACGACGAAGAUGAAACGCCAUCAAAAGAUACUACUACUGGUUUUCAUACUGUCAAUCUGAAACAAACAAUUAUUACUGAGUCUGGUACUUACAAGAUCAAACCUAUAAACAAAGAGACAUUUGACAAACAUCAACAAAAAUUAACACAGAAGUGUAUUGUUAACUUGCAUAAAUUGGCUGAAAAGUCAAACCUUGAAACAUUAGUAAAUGCAUUACUUGAAGAUUUAGUUGUUCUGCCAACACAAACAGUUCCGGAGGUGAUAGAUCUUGACGGCUCUUCGAGUAAAGUAGAAAGCGAAGGAGAAACUAAACUAGACGAAUUAAAAAAUCUUUUAUUACACGACCUAGGCGUUGCUGAUGUUGGACAGAGUGGCAUCUCAAAAAAUGCACAGCAGGAAGACUUGCGACCACCUCGUACACGGAAGUCACAGCCUUUGGACUCUGAAAACAAGCUAAAGAAUAACAUAGAUAUUGCCAAACACGAUGACGAUCCUAAAGUGAUGCGUGAUUGCUACGUCAAACUAGUGAAUUGCGACUACAUGUUAAAGAAUAUUGAAAACGACAAAAAAAUCCCGACAGAAGUAGAUAGUGACGUAGAAGUCAUUACCUGUGACGAUGAAGAUGACACGGUAAGCGUAUUGUCACGCAGUGGAUCAUUUUCAAUUCUCAACAAUUUGAAAGAUAUCGAUAAUGUGUCUACUGAUGGUAAAAUUUCGCCGGUUAUAGAUAUUUACGAAACAAUAAAUGCACUUGAACGGAUAAGCUGCUCUGGUAGUAACUCACCGGUUAUGGAGGUCUUUGAUUUGAUUGCAGCCUUUCAAGAAAACGCUAUAAAAUCUGCAGAAACACCUGAUUUGGUUUCAAUUGAGCAAGAUCUAAUUUGCGAAUCGGAGUGGUUCAUGACAAAACGCGACUUGUAUUCGCAGAAUGUAGGAAGCAUAAUAGAAUGGGGCUUUGAAACUAUUAGUGGUUGUGCCAAUAAAAACGAUACAUUGUCUGACUGUGACACUGAUGUCACAGACCCAAACUUCCUAGAUUGCGACAAUAUACACGUUGAAAUAUCGAGUGUACCAAGUCUCACAUCGAUCAUGUCAAAGUACUUCGAAGAUAAUCCUAUUGUAAAUCAACUGACCCCAAUUACUGUAAGACGAACAUUGGAUAAUACUGUUCCUGUUAGUCUUAAGAGGAAAUUAUCGGAUCAAGGCAAAUCUACUUACAAACUUAGAAAAGUACCAGAUUUACAAAUGCCAGACAAUAUAGCCGGCACUAAUAAUAAGGAAGUCUGUGUACAACCUGAAAAUGAUCUCGAUGAAAGUGAUAAGAGUAUGAGUAUCUUAGAACAAUUAUCGGUGUCCACUGAAACGUCGGACGACCUUGACAAUUGCCCAUCCCCAAGCUUAUUAACGGAGGACGUUGUAACUCAACUACCAGACGCAUUCGAAAUGACAAAGGAAGAACAACUCACUGUCGAAACUAAUGAAAACACAUUUGAAGGCAUAUUCAGUGAAACUACGUUGCGGACAGAGACUUUUGAAUCUGACACAACUCUGGAAUCGAAUAUUUCAAUACAAGACAACGCUAAUGAUGUUCUAACUGAAAAUAUAACACCUGAAAUAUCCUUUGAUACUAGCUCUGAGAAUCUUCUAAUUGAAGAGGAAUCUAUUCCUAAAACGGAAACUGAAAAUGCACCUGUCUCUAUUUCAGAUGAGUCUAUUUCAAUAACAGAAACUCAAAACACACCUGUCACUUCUUAUGAGGAGAUUACUACGCCAACUGAAGAUAUAACACCUGAUAUCAGCUUAGAAAAUGCUCUUAUUGAAGAGAAGUCUAUUCCUAUAACGGAAACUGCAAAUACGACAGUCAGUUCUACUGACGAAUUUACUACAACACUAAAUAACUUGCCUAAAACUGUAGAAUCCGAGAUAAAUAUUGAAAAUUUAAGUGAACAAAUCUCAGAUGAGAAUGCUAAAUGCGAAUCUAUGCUAACUAGAAUGGACAUUGAAGUUGUGAAGCUAUCUUCAAUAGACGACGUAUCGACAACCAUUGAAGAUAUCAUUGAGUUCCCGAAAUGUGAAGAGCUUCGUAUAGGUAGUGAAGAAUUUUGCGACCAAGUUUGUAAAGAAAUGGCUCUGACUGAAACACAACCUAUUUCUCCAUCUGAAAAAGCACUUGUGACCGGCUCAUCUUCGGAUAACGUUUGUUUACCGAUCGACGAUGCCAAAGCAUUUCCCAUUUGUGACGAAUUAUCAAUCUCAGAUGAGAACUCUCGAACUGAAAUACACUUUGAAGAACCCUUAAGUACUACAAUAAACCCUUCAAGUCCUGAAAUUGCGGUGGUCCCGAUGAGAGAUAUCGUUGACGUACAUACAAAGUCUGAAGAACAUCCCAGUAUAGUUAUUCGCGACGCAAUCUCAAAUAAAAUAAUUCCUGAAUCUAAGAAAUCAAAUACAUCUCUUAAUGUGAAUGAUAACGAAAAUGCAAUAUCAAAUGAUUGUGAGCUGCCACACGCAAUCGAAGAUGAUAUUAUCGAAAAAGAAAACGCAUUAAGAUGUGAGGCUUUGGAUGCAAUAUCUCUGAUUUAUACGGUGGAUAAAGAAUCUGGGAAAGAUAUCGAUAGAGAACAUGAAACAAAUACGACUCAUAAAAAUAAUGUUAUAGUUGAUAGUAUAAUUGAUAACAUUGAAGAUCAUACAGUGCUCUUACAUAAGGAAACUGAAUCUUAUACUCAUAUUUCGUCAAUAACGACAAAAGUACACGAUGCAUUAGUGGAGAAAUCUGAAGACGUUAAUAACACUAAUUGUGGCGGAACUGCGUCUGAUGUAGAUAUUCCUACAAAAGAAAUAUCCGAAGUUAAAGGAAAUUUUAGUACCCCGGAGACUAAAAUAAUUGAUGGUAAAUUAGAAAUUAAUGUUAUUAUUGGAAAUGAAAGUAAUUCAAAUAUUAACAUUGACUGGGUUGAGAAUGAAACUAUAAUAGACGACGCAUUAAUUGAAAAUUCUUUCAACGAUAAUAUGUGUCUAAGUGACAGCAACAGCCCUGAAAUUCCCUUACUGAGCGAAGAAACAUCCAAACCACAUAAUAUUGAGACAAAGUUAGAAGAAAAAGAGAAAAUAGAAAAUGUUGAUUUUACUGAAGUUGCUACUACUGUUGAAACUAACAAUAAGCUUAUACAGACGGACAUGCAAGAUAACAAUAAUAAAAGUCCUAUUGACUUUGGAAAUGAAAUCAAAAAUACAACAAACCAAGAAAAACCAAACAGUGGACAGCCCAAUAGCGAAGAUACUUAUGUUUGCCAAACAGAAAUCUUCGUUGAAAAAGUGAGUGGGAGUCCAAAGCUGAACCGAAACAUUAAGAAAACAUAUUUGCGAGAAUCAGGUCACCGAACAUUCGAUAUAAAUAACUACAAUACAGUUCAAAGAUCGGAAGAAUCUGAAGCAGAACCUAUACCAAUAUUGGACUGCUGUGAUGGAAAUGAGAUUACUGUUGAGAAAUCCAUUGGAGAAAUAGAUGGAAAUAUAUCUCUCUUAGAAAGUAACGCCACAUUAGUAUACAAAGAUGAUUCUGGCGUAAUUUUAAAAGGCAUUGAAUAUGAAGAUCCUGAAAUAGGAACUUGCUUUGUUUUUCCUAUUGUAAAGGGCAGUGAUGUUACCGAAGCAAACCAAUUAUUAAAUCAAAGCGUCGAAAGUACGAUCGAAGUGAUUAAUGAAAAUAAGUCUACAUUUCAUGAUGAAAAUGAACUGCAUGUGCUUGAACCUAAACGCACUUAUUAUAAACGUCACCUAAAACGAAAAUCGGACAUAAAAAAUUUUAAUACGUGUAACAAAAGACCCAGAAGGAAUUCUAGAGUCAGAGAUUACGCAAACUUAUUACUCCCAGAAAGAAAAUAUAGAAAAGGCAAAAAUAUAGAUUUCCCAAAACCAAGUAGAAUCUCCAUUGCUGAAACCUCAUAUAUAAAAGAGUUUAAAAGUGUUUUGGAUUAUCAAGAUACUAUUAACUUUUCUUAUGCUAUUUCAUUCAGUAAUCAAUACAUCGAUGUUUCUAAACUUAUAAAAAAUUGGCCUAUUAAAGGUUCCAUUGCUAAAGAAUCUCAAGAUCAAGUUGAAGCCUCGUCGGGAUUAUUUGUCGACACGGAACCCACUGAAAAGCCCGUACGUGAUCCUGUGCACUUGACUCUAGUAGAAGAAAUAACAGCCGAGUAUAACGAUGCAGACUACACAAGCGAUUGCGAAACUGACAAAACUAAUUUCAAUAUGGGUUUUGGUGAGGGGUCCGGCAGAGUCAUACAAAAUUUAGAUGGUGGUGCUAUUUCGAAAUUUUCGGCUGCGACUCUGUCGGACGUAAAACAAUCUCAGCCGUUUUUACAGUCCAAAGACGGUGGUGAUUCUGGAAACCCAGUAAACUUUCUAGAAUCAUCAAAGCGACAACAGAUACAAUCAAUAACGCGAUUCUUUAACUACGUGCAACUGCGCGAUAAAGUGCGUACAUUCUUCAAGAAUACAGCUAUUGAACUGGCUUGUGUACAGCAGCAAGAUAAAAUUAACGACAAAAAGAGUAACGAUAAAUCAUCGUUUCUUUUCGAGUUGUGUACACCGAAAUAUAUUGAACCCAAUCCAUUAGAAACUGUGGUCCAAGUGGUUCAAGUGGGGCAAUUGCCUGUCAGUGCCGCAGCGCAAAACCCUGUUACAUGCGACCCUCGUGUAACUCAGGUAUCGGACGCUAGCCCAUCGCAGUGUUCAGCUGGAAAUAGCCUGCAUGACGAUUCGCAACCGGAAAUAAAAACUGAGUACACUGAGCUUACUACUGCCGAGAUGAGUUUGCCCAUGGUAGGGGAGUACAUACAUCACAACCAGACAGCGAAUAUAGAGUCUCAAGAACCAAUAAAUCUAUCAAAUGAAGACAUACCUAUAAAAACUGAAAUAGUAAAAGCUGAAAUAAAAAUAGAAAUUGAAGAAGACGGCGAUGAAAAGGAAAGGAGUUUCCAAAACUCUGAACAGCCAGAGAUCGAAAAUCACGUUAACAAUGUGAAUUACUUAUAUGAUACGAACACUACAAAUGCUUCUGUAGACGCGGAAUUUCAAGCUUUGUUUGGUGCUGAAAAACAGGAGUCGCCUGAGCGAAUCAUGGAACUAAAACAACAAAAUGGAUCAAACGAGAAAACAGACCAAAUCGCACAUGCUAUGAAUGCUGCUGGAAUAACAACAAGUUCAGAAACUGUAACAAGUUCACAGGCUCAGGCCCUUGUCAACCUAUUGUCACAGAAAAUGCGUCAAGGAGUCGUCACUACCACUCAAAACUCCGUAAACAAUUAUCCCAAGACAACUUCUGUAAACACUAUAUCUUUACAACAAGCCUUAGCUCAAAUACUUCCACCGCCUUUGAAUCAGACUAAUACUACAGAUAAUAACCAACAAGGCCAAAACCAAGUGGCUCCUGUGCUUCAUAUUGUACAAGGAAAAAAUGCUUCAGGAAACCAGAUUACUUUGGUUGACAACUCCCAACAGUCGGUUAUUACUACUCCAACCGCUACUCCGGUUCUUCACAUUGUACAAAAUAAACCAGCGACUACCGGCCCUACUUCCAAUGGUGGGUCGGCACCCCAAUCCAACACCUUUAGCGGCAUAUCUUUAGUUGAUGCAGGGUUACAACAAGGAGGAAAUCAAUUACUGCAUAUUGUGAAUACUGGAACACAAAACAAAAACACCGCUGGACAGUUACUAAAACGAGUGAAUCUUUUAACUAAUUUGACCAACGUACAAGGAUCUAACGAGCAGAAAAUGGUGCAAUUCGUAUGUAAAUCUGCCGAUGGAAAAGCCAUUCAGUUGAACGCUCCCCAUCAGCGAAGUAUGGUAUUAAGGUUACAACCAAUUGAGACUCCUAAUAUUCAGACUGCGCCGGCAAAACCAACGGAAAAUCAGGACUUGAGUCCUACGCAAUAUUCAAGUAACUCUGUACCAAAAGAACCAGUUACAACCCAACAAGAAAUAAAAUCCCGGUCUGUUUACGAAGAAAAUUACGCUAAAUUCAUACAAAACUCCAACAAAUCGUCUCUACUGGAAAAAUCUACUAGUUUGCCUAAAUUUAAUCAAGCUUUCGGUAAACAAGUUUACCAAGAUGGGAAACAAAACGAUAUAAAUAGUAACAACUCACAUUUAUCCAAUGUAAACAACACAGAGAACACGGAAUGUCAACCAGCGGAUAAUGUCAUUAACCUGGAUCACAUAAGACAGAUUGGCAGUCCUCCACUGCUGUUAAGAAAGCCGCCUCAAGCAACGCAAGCGCAAACAAAUUUAGUUCAGCAAAUAAAGCAAACCAUCGCUCCCAUGAACAUUCAAACGAUGCACGGUGGCGUUAUAUACACCCGGCAAAUUCCAGUUAACAUUGGCGCCGGACAGACCAUAAAUCUAAUAACGGUUCCCAGCACCGAGCUUAUUGACGAAUCAGGACAAAAACAACAAGUAAAUCAAGGUGAUAUUGAGCCGUCGAUUAUAAAAAUUGUUCCGCAAAGCCAACCUAACACUGAAGUGACACCGGACGACAUGAACGUGUCGGGCGAAAACGGACAAAACCCUUCUCAGCCUCAACCGGUACUCACGCAGAUGCGAAUCAAGUUACCGAUGUUGAGCAAGAAUCCACAUAUGGUGGCUGGUACUAGAGUUGUGAGACCAUCUUUCUUUCAAAUACAACGAAACGUCAUAGCUGGCACUAACCAACCUGUUUAUCAGCAGUUAGUACUCACUGCUGCUCCACCACUCGGCCAGCAGACAAUUAGACUUCCUCAAGCUCCACCAAGACAAGUAAAAGUUCCCGAAAGUCCAUCUUCAUCCGAAUCUAUGAGCUCUUCUACUCUCGAGCAACUGAGAGAAUUCGAUAUGGUCCUGGAGCAAGUGAAGGAGAGAAGUACGGUGCAACCUAAUUCCAACUCGAGCACAAGCACUUCCUACAAGAUUCAAACGACUUCAACUGAUACUACGGAUAGCGCGGCAAAUGCGACAUCCACUACAACAGAAACGACACAAGUACUUUAUUCAAUCGGCGGUAGUCAACCUCUAAACGUGGCUUAUGUAAACAGGAAGACAACAAUUACAACUCCUGCAACAUCUAGUUUUACGCGCUCUCCAGAUUCUUCGGGAAUAGCAGAUUCUCCAUCAUCGUCCACACACGUUCAGAUUCACCAGAGGGCAACAUCGGAAGCUUCAUGUAGUGAAAGAGCAACACCACAACCGAAACCAGCUAAAGUUAGUUCCAAGAAAAGACACAAGUCGUCUUCUCAUUCUCAUUCAAAUUCUAUGAAAAUGAGUUCUGUACCACCGAAAACAUCUACUCAGAAACCUUUAGAAGAUGAGCAAACGACUCAAAGGAUUCUAUACAUACUAGCAGAAUACAAGGAACAAGUUGAAAACUCUCCAGACAAAGACAAACCAGCACCGCGUCGAAGAUCUAAUCCGCCAACAAAUCCGGGCUCUUCGAAACGCAAGAAGAGUUCCAGCGGUUCACGUAAGUCUGGAGGGCGUGACAUCAGCCCGGUUGACGAUUCAUGUCGCACUAUGGGCUCUGAAGACAGUAGCUGUGGAACUUCACAAGGAGAUUGUACAGAAAACUGUCUCGAGUCUCAUUCUCCGCAAGAUAGCCCGCGGAAGGUAGCACGAAAACUGAAUUUUGAGCAAGAAACUAACGCAUCACCGCCAAAACCACAACCUCAGCGCAAUGUCAUCGUCGCUGAUGGUCAGACUAUAACAGUAGCUCGAGGAACAGCCGGGAAGCCUGCUACUGCGGUUCUCAUGCCAGCAAAUUAUAUUCUACCAGUUUCAAUGGUUAAAGGGGGUCAGCAGAUUGCAAUCGUAACUAAUCGUGGGCCAAAGCUUUUGACAGUUGGUGGUGGAGAAGGUGGCGCUACCAACACGCUGCUACUCCAACGAUUGAUCGGACCGGCUGGCUUGAAGCCGGUGCUAGCUCGCCCUGGUGUUCGCCACGUGAGAUUACCAACAGCAGCAUUGCACAACCUCCAAGCAUUUAAUCUUGCCACAGCCACUACCGUUCAGCCACCAGAUAGUACGGCAUCACCAUCGGUGGGAUCUACACCACCAGACUUAGUUGACACGAGAGCAGAACAUUCUCCUUGGGCAGACAGAGAGUCUGGAGCGUUGAAGCCGGAGCGAGCAUCCAGUCCUGACGACUCCGAGCCGUGGAACCUACCAACUUCCGCGGACACUCACGACUACACAUACGAAGAAACGGUUCGAGCGGACCACAUGGACCGAACAGUUUUAGUAGUGCAGAAGAAAGACAGUUCCCAGAGACAGGCGAGGCUGGCGCACGUCUCCGCAGCCGCGUUGAGGCAUAAAUACGCUAUACUAGAACACGAACUGCGAUUACAGAAGUCCCUGUCGGAGGAGUGUGAGGAUCUCGGCGUGGACUCUCCGUCCGCGUCGGAGUUGUUCCCAGAGGCCGAGCUGCUGUUCGCUUCGUCGCCGGCGCAAGAUCAUGGACCGGACACACCUCACACUCCGCAAUCAAUCAUGCACAAUCAAAGCAUCCACGCGGACAUUGACGACCAAAUCGCAACCGAUCAACUCCUACCUCGGAACAACAUCAACAUGGACGAGCGACAGGAGAUAGACGUAAACUUAGGACUGGAGGACGUCGGCAUUGUUACUGUCAGUGAGGACGGCAUGCAGACGACUAUAGCGCUCGAUCAGGAGGAGUUCGCCAGAGCGCAUCCUAAUACUACCUUCCAUAGCGAGCCCACUGACGAGGGAGAGGUGCAGCCGUUCACAAUAUCUGGACUCAAGGCGCGGCAUAUUACAUCAACCAUCUUCCACGCCAACCGCGCGCCGGCUACCGUACUGAUGACAGCUCCACAGACUACUGUCAUCUCACAGGCCACCGUUGACGGCACACACGCCAACCCUGUCAAAUAUUCCGAUAUAGACAACAUGAUCAACUCGCUACCAGGACCGCACACAAACACCAUCAAUCUUUCCUCAGUUCUCGUCAAAGACGACGGCCUAACACGCUUCGACAGCAUCCUGACCGAUUCCCGAGAACUCCAUCUCUCUAACACCGCAUCGGCCAUCGUCCACUCGACGGGCAGCGCGACUCAAGUAAUAAGAAGAGUGUGUUAUGAUGACGACAAUAAAAGAGAAAGAGACAGACUGUUUUUGGACGAACCCGACGCUCUUAUUGCGGGCGAAGACGCCAAAAUGCUGGCCGAAGAUAGUUCCAGAGACGCAACCAUGGAGUCUAUGGUCGACGUGGAUGACGGCAACUCAUCACCAGAGCGACACGCGGAGCUGUUUUGGGAGUCGAACUCUGCUUCCGAACGCUCCGAGGGUCGAAGACCUAUGGACUUCAGCAGCGAUAGCGAGAAGUGCUGCAAGAGUCCCUCCUACGACGAGACCAACUCUACAGAUUCGAGCGGCGUCGGCACUCACAUGAGGCUCGACUCCGUGAUCAAGGAAGCGAGGGGCCGGGACCGCAGCGGCAGCGCCGACGGGUCCUCGGCGGAGGACACGCACCCUCCGCUGCGCACGUACCCGGCCAAGAGGCUGUACCACGCGCUGGAGGGCGGCGCGGAACGGAGCGUGUCAGGCAAGACGCGCGCAGGCGAGCGCUCGCCCGACAGCGUGGAGGUGCGGCGCCGCGCCUCGCUGCGGGGCGUCGUCAAGCGCGGCUGCCACUGCUGCAGCGGCGAGCCCGCGCCGCCACGACCCAAGAAGCCCCGCCAGAGGAAGCCCACCAUGGACUUCAACGCCAACUAACCUGAUUACCAAACCCUAUUGUGACCAGAGUUGAAGCGACUUUUAUAAUAAUACCCUUCUCUCCAACCUUCCACUUUGGUCGACUGACUUAACCCGAUUACGAGCAUUAUUUGGGCUGUGGCAUGCGAUGCGACUGCGCAUUUCGUCUUGACUGAAGCACGAUCUCUUAUCGAUGAUUCGCUUAGGUGUAUUAUAAUGAAAAUUGUUGAAAUUGUUUUGUAUAUAAUUUUAUAAGUGACCGGUAGCUAUAAGUUCGCAGGUGGUUUAAUAAGUGAUUUUAUUUUGUUAAAGUUUAGUUGCAAACUUAAUUAAUGUUUAGUUCCUUUUAGGUGUUAUUAUUUCUUAAGUUUUAACUUGUGACUUCACCUAUGAGUUCAAAGUCUAAUAAUUUAGUCGAAUCGAAACGUUUGCGUUGGACUGUUGACUUUCACUUGAUGUAAUAUAUCCAUAUACAUAUUGUAUUGAUAUGUAAUUGUAUAAAAAAUGUAUUUGUAGGUUACCUCCAUUAUAAAGUUAAGUGUUUCUGUUAGUGAAUACAGGCCAUACUCAAAUGUGAAUUUAAUCUUUUAGCUGUUAGAGGUUACAUAAUUGAAAUAGUCCUUCGUUUUGCUAGACUGAUGGAAAGCUGGAAAGUAUUUGUUCGGUUGCCAUUGUACUAUACUCGCCUAGCUUUAGUUGUACUUCCACGAAUUAUGCACAAACGGAUUGAAAACGAAAGACGGUUAGAGCUUUAACUUCGCUCUUUAUUUUUGAGAACUUCUUUUUCGGAAAUAACUUAGUUUUCGUGCCAACGUCUUGGCUUUGUUCGCGCUUACUUUCCAAAGUUUAGACGCUGUUUAAUAUAAUUUUAACACUAGUAGUGACAUGUUAAGCUAGUGUGAAUUUGAUAUCCAUAGUGUAAAAGUGUAAAUAUAUUUGUCCCCACCAUUUAUGGGGACCGUCUAGUCACUAUUGAUACCCGAAUAUUAUAUAGCAUAUAAAUAGCCCGAUACGUCGGGCCUAGACGGCUUUUCUCGGCUGAAAGCCUUUCGUGCAGUAUUUUACAGCUUAUAUUGUAUAUAAAACAUCCGGGGAAAUACUAUUUUCUUUUCAAAAUACAUGAUUAACUACAUUUAAAACAUUGUGGUAGUUGCAUUCAUUCCAAACUGUAAAUAAAUGGAGUGUUUAAAUUUUAGUGAAUUUAGUGAUUUGGCUGUUUGGCCGUAUUUUAGUGACAAAUUGUAACUGAAAAUGAUGUCUCGGCGAGGGUCGCAGUGUAACCCAUAGUUCAGGAUGUUUCUGUAGAUUUAAGAUAGAAUUAUUAGGUAAAAACAAUUUGCCGUGCCUAUAGUCCGAGUGCGUUACGCUGAUCAUGAGACGACAUUAAAAAAUUUGGAAAAAAUCGAAUUCAGACUAAAGGCACUAAUAAUUAAUAAAUACAAUCCAGUGAAAAAUGUAUUUUAAUCUGUGAGUUUUUCGAAAUCUGUAUUUUUUUCUCGUGGCUAAUGGUUUUCUGCCAUUUGUAAACGUAAGGUUCAAAACGUUUUUAUAUAAUCCAUCAUGUUGUUAUUGUUCGAAAUAUUGUAGGUAAGUGUACCUUCGAUAUUAAAUGUCAAACAUACAGUAUUGCAGACGCGUUCUUUUUUGUUAUAUUUUCACUUAGAUGUUUAAAUUUAUUAGCUGUAAAAACUAAUAAUUAAUGUUAGGAGGUUUCAUCAUUUUUUUUCUAAUUCACCCGAAGUGUUUUUGUGAUUCUGUAAACAUUAUUUUUUAAAGUGCUACAGAAAAAAUGAUCAUUAAAACUUAUCUAUUAAAGA
Molecule: messenger RNA, 19645 nt
Organism: Pectinophora gossypiella (pink bollworm)
Lineage: Eukaryota; Metazoa; Arthropoda; Insecta; Lepidoptera; Gelechiidae
Exons: 16
Coding region: 51-17849 (5932 amino acids)
Source: RefSeq, a predicted model, not a curated record